Molecule: messenger RNA, 1971 nt
Organism: Entrophospora candida
Lineage: Eukaryota; Fungi; Glomeromycota; Glomeromycetes; Entrophosporales; Entrophosporaceae
Source: the annotation of a GenBank genome assembly
AUGGGUGCUAAAAUUGAUAAUAAGAGACAGGGAUAUGUUGAAGCUAUAAGAGAAAAUGAAAAAUUUGUCACUUAUUAUAAGGCACAAAACAUUAUUCCCGAUGAAGAUGAAUGGAAUAAAUUUAUGGAAUUUAAUAAAUCAAACCUUCCUACAUGUUUCAGAAUUACUGGGUUUAGAAGUCACUCAUUUGAAUUAAGAGAUUUAAUGAAAACCAAAUAUUUUCCAAAAAUAAAUGAAAUUCAAUUUGGUGAUGAUCAAAAAUCAGAAGCUCCAAAGCCUUUGCCUUGGUAUCCUGACGAACUUGCUUGGCAACAUUUAGCUCCAAGAAAUACAAUUAAAAAAGAUCCUGCUUUCCAAUACUUUCAUAAAUGGUUAGUGGCUGAAACUGAUGCGGGUAAUAUUAGUAGACAAGAAGCUGUUAGCAUGAUUCCAACAUUAUUAUUAGAUGUUAAACCACAUCAUUGGGUAUUUGACAUGUGUGCUGCUCCUGGAUCCAAAACUUCUCAAAUUAUUGAAGCAAUUCAUGCAAAUGAUUCACAGGAAAUCAAGAUUCCAUCUGGUAUUGUGAUUGCUAAUGAUGCUGAUUCAAGAAGAAGUUAUAUGCUUAUUCAUCAAACAAAAAGAUUAAGAAGCCCAUGUUUGGUGGUAACAAAUCAUGAUGCAGCACAAUUUCCUAAUAAAGCAAUUCAAUUUGAUCGAAUAUUGGCUGAUGUGCCUUGCAGUGGUGAUGGAACUUUAAGAAAAAAUUUUUUGAUAUGGAAUAAAUGGAAUGUUGGAAAUCCUAUAGGUUUACACUCUAUGCAAGUAAAAAUUUUACUUCGUGGAGCUCAAUUACUCAAAGAAAAUGGGCGUAUUGUUUAUUCAACAUGCACUUUUAAUCCAUUAGAAAAUGAGGCAGUUAUAGUAGAAGUUUUAAAAAGAUGUAGAGGAAAUUUAGAAUUAGUAGAUGUAUCUGAUCAAUUACCACAAUUGAUUAGGACACCUGGUGUUAAAACAUGGAAGGUGAUGGAUCGAGAUGGUAACUGGGUGGAUAAAAUACAAGAUAUUGAUAAAAAUUGUCAAAAAAAUUAUCCUAAAUCACUUUGGCCACCCAAAGAUAUUGAUGAAUUUCAUUUGGAAAGAUGCAUACGAGUUUAUCCACAUUUUCAAAAUACAGGUGGAUUUUUUAUAGCUGUACUUCAAAAAAUUGGACCUAUAACAGAUGACAAAUGUGAUUUGUUACUGCCAUCUAAAAGAUCUAGUAUUGAAGAAAGCAAUAUUGAAGAGUCAUCUAAACGUACAAAAGUUGAAAAAAAUAAGGCAAAGUCAAACAAUAAUAUCAAGAAGAAAGAAAUAAAAGUUGAAAAAGAUGACUCUUCAAGUAAAAAUUCUUUAAGCGGAGAAGAACCAUUUAUACUUUUAUCUCCUGACAAUGAAGAAAUACCAAUAAUAAAAAAUUUUUAUGGGUUAUCAGAUGAAUUUCCUGUAGAUCAAAUACUUGUUCGUUCAGAAACUGAAAAGAAUAAAACAUUGUAUUUAGUCUCAAGUGCUGUAAAGACCCUAUUACAAGCAAUUAAUACACAAAAACUUAGAAUAGUAAAUACCGGAGUAAAGUUAUUUACAAGACAUGAUACAUAUGAUGUAGUAAGAUGUAAUUUUAGGUGCAAUGCUGAAGGGAUUUCCACAAUAUUUCCUUUCCUAUCUUCAAAGAGAGUCAUUAAUCUUGGAUUAAAAGAAUUGGAGAUUUUAUUAUCUGAACCAAAUCCAUUAUUUAGUAAAUUUGAUGAGGAUGUUAAUGAAAGAAUAAAAGAACUAGAUUCUGGAUGUAUAAUAGCCUAUUUUGACCCUACAAAAGAAAAAGAUACAAUAACAAAAAUUCCAAUAAUGUUACCUGUUUGGAAAGCACCAAAAUCUUUAAAUUUAUUAUAUAGGAAGGAGGAACGAAGGGCAUUGGAAUUACGAUUUCAGCAUUAUUUCAAACAAUCAGAAUGA